CACUUCAAAAUUGAAUUAAUUUAUUUGCGUUAUUAUGUCUUAAUUUUUCUUCUUCUUCUUCAGCUGCUACUACUAUUUCUCUCUUUCUCUCUCUACUGAUUUUCUCUCUCAAUUUCUCCGGCGAACAUUUCUUCUUCCUUUGACUUGCACCGAUCACAAUCCACUGCCGCCGACGACUUAGUCAGCCAUGGGUCAUUGCUGCAGCAAAAUUGCUGUCGACAACGAAACAAUCACCACCGAUCACAACCACAAACCACCACCUAAUCACGCACCAUCACCGUUUUCUCAACCUAUUUCCACCGUUAGCGAUGCUACACCAGGAAGACAAACUCCGGCGACAUCUUUCUCCACAAGUCCUUUCAAUAGUCCUCUUCCUGCAGGUGUUAUGCCGUCUCCGGCUACCAAGACUCCUGGUAGGAAAUUCAGGUGGCCACUUCCUCCACCGUCUCCGGCAAAGCCGAUUAUGGCGGCUUUGAUGAGACGGCAAGGGAAGACGAAACCGAAAGAUGGACCGAUACCGGAGGAACAAGGUGGGGAAGGUGGUGGAGAUGGAGAGAGAACGUUGGAUAAGAGUUUUGGAUAUGGGAAGAAUUUUGGGGCCAAAUUUGAGCUUGGUAAGGAAGUUGGUCGAGGGCAUUUUGGUCAUACUUGUUGGGCUAAAGGGAAGAAAGGUGAACUUAAGGGAGUAUCAGUUGCUGUCAAAAUCAUUACCAAAGCUAAGGUGAAAAUUAGGAUCAUAAAUUUUAUAUUUUUUAUAUAAAAUUUGGUUUUUGAUGAUGAUGAUUAAUUGAAAAAGUCAAUUGUUAAGAUAAUUUGAUGCGUGUUUAGUACUCUAGUCUUGGUCAAUGAAUUCAAGAUCAAUUGUUGACUUUUGUGAGUAUUUUGAUUUUGAUGAUUCAAUUGAAGUUUGUGAUUAGUGUUUGUUUAUGUUUUUGGUUUUGAAUUUGGUAGCUCAGUUUGGAAGUCAAGUUAACUUCUUUGGAAAACUAUGAUACCAAAUUUGAAUUUUUUCCAUGUUUAGUUGAUAUAUUCGGAAUCGAUACCAUUAAUAAUACAUUAUGGAAAAUGGUAAGGUAGUAUAGUUUUGCAAAGAAGUUCGAAAUGGUUAUACUUUUAUUGGAUAUGUUAGAUGUUGCUUUCCAUAGUAUUAAGACAACCUUUGUCAUUGACAUUUUCUAAAUUAAUGCUGCUUUAGGUAGUCAAUAGCGGCUGCUGUAGAGUAGAGGUGUCACGUAGCAUAGCAGCCCCUAGAGGUUAUAUGAAACCCUACUACGUUGCACUUUUUAGUAACGGCUGUAGCAGCCAAACAGGUGAUGCAACGGUCGUUACAAUGAAGCUCCCAUAAAAACCCGAACAUGCAACUAACUCUGUUUUUUUUCCCUUCCUUUUUUAGAUGUUGAUAGCUUUAAAAUUGAAGUUUCAAUCAAAAGUCAAUUGUUAAGAUUAUUGAUGUGUUUUUACUUGGGAGUUUAGGUGGUAUGCAUGUUUGGUACUCGGUCAAUUCAGGAUCAAUUGUUGAAUUUUGUGAGUAUUUUGAUGAUUGAGAUGAAUUUCGUGUUACGUUGGUAAGUUUUAGUGGUAAAUGUAAUAUGUGAUUAGAGUUUUCUAUUUUUUUUGAAUUUGGAAGCUCAAUUUAGCAGUCAAGCACUCUUUGAAAAGCUGUGAUACCAAAUUUGAAUUUGUUUCAACUUUAGCCCAUAUAUUAUGAGUGGAUACCAUACCAAUACGAUAAUGGAACUUGGUAAGGUAGUAAGUAACCUAUGUUAUUGGUAAUGUUUUGCAAUGAAGUUCCAAAUUAUUUUAUUGGUAACGUUAAAUGUUCCUCUCCUGUUUAUAGUAUUAAAUUAACCUUUGUUAUUUCCAUUUUCUAAGUUAAUGUUGGUCUCAGUAGUCCAUGGUGGCCGCUACAGCAGUGUUGUGUAGCAUAGCAGCCCCUAGGGAUUAUAACUUAUACGAAACCCCACUGUGUUGCAUUUUUCAGUAGCAGCUGUUACAAUGAAGCUCCCGUAAAAACCCGAACAUGCCACUAACUUAUAAUCAGUCCCUGUGGUUGUUUUUUUUAUUAUUUAUUUUUAAUAAUUUUUUUGGUCUUUUACCCUAAAACUUAUUCGAUUUAAAUUGGGCUUGAAUAUGGGUAAAAAAGAACUAAGUCACGAAUACCAGAAUAUGUCUUUAACUUUACGUAUUCUCAUAUUUUUAUAUUUUAUAUGUGUAUGGGAAUUAUUAUGAUAUAAAUUUCUCGUAUUGUUACAUUAAGAUGUAACAGCCGUAUUACUAUCCGUUGUACUGCAACACAUUUUGGGGGUUGGCCGCUACACUCCACUAUCCACCAUUACAUAUAUGCUGGUACGAUAAAGGAAAAUGCCUGAAAACCUGUUUUUCCAAUCAAAUUCAUAAGUACCGAAAGCCAAACAUUACAGGAUUAAUUAUGCCAGAUAAUGCUUCUUUUAAAAGGGAAACCAUCGGGGAAAAAUGAUGUGGCAAAGAAAUUUGGUUGCAACUGGUUCUUAAUCUCUGGUUGGUUUCUUGGGAGCAUCACAAUAAAUUGUUGAGAUUAGGGUGGCAAAAAUGUUGGAGUUACUAUGUGACUAGAAAAGCACGGCUCUUAAAAACAGCUUGCCGCAAAUACUUUACAAAUGCACGGCGAGGUUGCUUACAGUAGACUCCCAAAGGGUCCAAAAACUAAGAAAAAGAUGACUUCGGCAAUAGCAAUUGAAGAUGUGAGGAGGGAGGUGAAAAUGUUGAAGGCCUUAUCUGGACAUAGGAAUUUGGUCAAGUUUUAUGAUGCAUUUGAGGAUGCGAACAACGUCUACAUUGUGAUGGAGUUGUGCGAGGGCGGAGAAUUACUGGACAGAAUUCUAGAUAGAGGUGGAAGAUACCCAGAGGAUGAUGCCAAAGUUAUUCUUCUACAAAUUCUGAAUGUAGUUGCCUUUUGUCAUCUUCAGGGAGUUGUUCAUCGCGAUCUAAAACCAGAGAAUUUUCUUUUUGUCUCAAAAGAUGAGGAUGCUGUUUUGAAAGUUAUUGACUUUGGUCUAUCUGAUUUUGUUAGGCCAGAUCAACGCCUCAAUGAUAUUGUUGGUAGUGCCUACUAUGUUGCACCUGAAGUGCUCCAUAGAUCGUAUAGUGUUGAAGGAGACUUAUGGAGUAUUGGAGUUAUAACUUACAUAUUGUUAUGUGGAAGUAGGCCGUUUUGGGCACGGUCUGAAUCAGGAAUCUUCCGGUCUGUGUUAAGAGCAAAUCCUAACUUUGAUGAUUCACCUUGGCCAUCAAUAUCACCAGAAGCUAAAGACUUCGUGAAGAGACUUUUGAACAAAGACCACAGAAAAAGAAUGACUGCUGCUCAAGCUUUAUCUCACCCGUGGUUGAGAGAUGAAAAAAAUGCCAUUCCUUUAGAUAUUUUGAUUUACAAGUUAGUCAAGUCAUAUGUGCGUGCCUCACCUUUGAAGCGUGCAGCGUUGAAGGCUCUCUCAAAAGCAUUGCCAGAUGAAGAGCUUACCUACCUUAGAGCACAAUUUAGCCUCUUGGAACCUAGAGAUGGUUUUGUUUCACUCGAGAAUUUCACAGUUGCUCUAAUGAAAAAUGCAACUGAUGCCAUGAAGGAAGCAAGGGUCCCUGACAUUCUAAAUUUGAUGGAUCCGCUCUCCUAUAAAAGAUUGGACUUCGAAGAGUUUUGCGCUGCUGCAAUAAGUGUAUACCAGCUGGAAGUUCAUCCAGAUUGGGAUAAAAUUGCCACCGCAGCUUUUGAUUAUUUUGACGAGGAAGGGAACCGUGUCAUUUCACUCGAGGAGUUGGCACAGGAGAUGAAUUUGGGGCCUUCUGCUUACUCUUUAAUGGGUGAUUGGAUCAGAAAAUCCGAUGGAAAACUCAGUUUGGUCGGAUAUACGAAGUAUUUGCAUGGAGUCACAAUUCGUAGUUCAAAUACAAGACACAGAUAGCUAUGAUGAUUAAAAGGAGAUGUUAUUAUAUUUAUUGAAAUUAGUUUGUGUUCUUUUCUUUUUAAAUUUGAAUUGAAAUAUUUUCUUUUUGAAUUGAAAGGAAAAUGGUACAAAGGGUCUAUAAGCAAAUAUUUUUUGGGGACUUUGGGGAUUGUAUUGUAUCAGUAUCAGUAUCAUGAUGGAAAAGUAGAGGUAGCUAACAUAUUGUUUUGUUCCUCAUGUGAUAUUUGUGGUGCAAAGUAAAAAUUCUCUCAUUUUACUUGUGAGCAUAAAUGCAACUUGCUUUCUUAUAA
This is a messenger RNA of Trifolium pratense (red clover), 4228 nucleotides long. Its product is annotated as CDPK-related kinase 4-like. Gene Ontology annotation, biological process: intracellular signal transduction; peptidyl-serine phosphorylation; protein autophosphorylation. Gene Ontology annotation, cellular component: nucleus; cytoplasm. The transcript has 11 exons. The record is from RefSeq and is a predicted model, not a curated record. Gene Ontology annotation, molecular function: calmodulin binding; calcium/calmodulin-dependent protein kinase activity; ATP binding. Lineage: Eukaryota; Viridiplantae; Streptophyta; Magnoliopsida; Fabales; Fabaceae. The coding region runs from base 2637 to 3935 and encodes 432 amino acids.